AUGAAAUUAGCGAUAUUCAACAGAUUCACAACCAGCAUUUCGCGCACUGAAACGCACACUUUCUUUAUGCCCAACAUCGAAUAUUUGCUUACUGCCGAGUUCCAUGUGGAUAAGGGCCCCACCUUGGUGUACCAGCACCCCAGCCCGCUUCCUGGAAUUGACAACUUGGCAUUUUUACCAGAAUUAAUGCUUCCUGAUCAAAUUCACAAACGGCUGGAAGAUUAUACUCUAUUUUUACUCCACAGAAAUACAUCCACAGGAGAGUUCCAGUACCUCAAUGACCGUGCCGUGUGUGAGCCAGAGCCGUACUACCUCUAUACCAUCGUCAACAAUGUUAGUGAUGACCAGACUCGAAGAGGUUCUAUCAUCAAGUCGAUUUCCAUCAUCACCAAACUCACGUUUUUCAAGAAUUUCAAACCAUUGCUCAUGAUAUGCUUGGAUAUCUACUUCAAAACCAACAACUACAAGUGUCUAGCGGACCUCUACAAUGCCGUUAACAUCAAAAACUUCACACUCGUUUCUAACAAGUCAAUGUCUCUCAUCAAACGCUUGCUUAUAACCUCCAUUUUGGACCUUCCUAUCAACGACAAGAUAUACUCAGAUGAAGCGUUUCGAAAUCGUCUUCUCGGGACCCGCGAGGCAAUCAAUGACGACUUGUUCAUUCGCAAAGAUUUGAGCUACAAUUCCAUUGUCAAAUUCAAUGCCAUGAAUAUCCCCAUUAGAGUGCCCAUGGUGGAACUUCCUGACACCAUAGGAGACUAUCUCAACCCCACCAACCUCAACUUUAAGCCCAACUUGAUCCACUUGCUCACGGCUCGCUUGGUGACCGAAUUGUACAACAACGAACUCACCAUCUACGGCCUUCAAACACCGCCAAUUAUUGUCUUGAUCAACGCACUUUUGACGGGAAAAAGAGUGAUUUUCUUGAGCUACGAGAACUCUUCGGGCUACAUUAUUGACUCGAUUCUCCUAGCGUUGAAACUCAUUACUGGUGGAGGAAUUUUGACUGGCUUUUUCAGCAAUUACAAUAUAUUUCCCAUGAUCGAUGUUUCCAAAAUUGACCUCUUGGAAAAGUGUGAUUCGUAUCUUGCCGGCACAAUUAACCCGUUUUUCAAGAACAACGACAAGCUUUGGGACGUCUUGUAUGAUUUGGAUGCAAAUGAGUUUCAUUUAUCAACCCAAACGUCGUCUGCUUCCGGUGAGUCGCAGCUCAAAAACUCGAUCAUUUCUGAAGACGCCAAGUUUCUUUCCAAUCUCCAGUUGUCAUUGUUCAAUUAUAACGACGAUUUGACAACUAUACAAUUGAUCUUUCGUCGCCAUAUUAAUGAAAUAAUCAGAAUAAUGUUGCUGCUGAAAAAUUUCAACACCAGCAUGCUUCCUACCAACAAAGAAUUGAUAUUACUCAUGGAUGGUAUUGGUUACUGCUGGGGAAGCGACGCCAAUAAACUCGUGGAGCUUUCUUGUUAUCAAGUGGUUCUGGCAAAGUUCCAAACACUUUUGUACGAGGGAGUUUUCGAGUACACCUUACUUCUUCCCAACCUUGCCAAUGAAUUGAACUUGAUGAUAGACCUUCAGUACCAUCUUCAAAGCAUCAAUGUGCUCUCAGACCGCAAAAAUGAGAGAGAAGUAUGGUUUAAUCUUCUCAAAUUUUUAAUUUCUGGCAAAUCACUCGAGGUAUUUCUUCUCAUCACCUACUUGAUUCCUCCCAGCUCUUCCACCAGCUUACAGUCGUCUUCGAUGCACGGAGGUAGUCUCACCAUUUUUGACAAAAACAAAGGCAUUGAGAUCUUGUUGAUCAACUUGUUCAAUAGUGACGAUCAAGUCAAGUCGAACAUCCUCAUGAUUCUCCAGGAAUUGCAGGACAACCAUUUGUGUGGGUGGUGUCUCGACAAGUUUCUCAAGGGUAAUUUGAUCUACGAGAUAGCGCUCCGCGAGUUGCAGGAAAAGUAA
This is a messenger RNA of Meyerozyma guilliermondii ATCC 6260, 1950 nucleotides long. It is a transcript of the gene MEA1, whose product is annotated as Mea1p. NCBI's taxonomy places the organism in Eukaryota, Fungi, Ascomycota, Pichiomycetes, Serinales, Debaryomycetaceae. Gene Ontology annotation, biological process: actin cortical patch localization; cellular bud site selection. The coding region runs from base 1 to 1950 and encodes 649 amino acids. Gene Ontology annotation, cellular component: plasma membrane; cellular bud neck. The transcript has a single exon. The record is from RefSeq and is a predicted model, not a curated record.